This is a messenger RNA of Entelurus aequoreus (snake pipefish), 3334 nucleotides long. Its product is annotated as zinc finger protein 501-like. Bases 177 to 1580 code for a protein of 467 amino acids. The record is from RefSeq and is a predicted model, not a curated record. NCBI's taxonomy places the organism in Eukaryota, Metazoa, Chordata, Actinopteri, Syngnathiformes, Syngnathidae. Gene Ontology annotation, molecular function: DNA-binding transcription factor activity; RNA polymerase II cis-regulatory region sequence-specific DNA binding. The transcript has 2 exons. Gene Ontology annotation, biological process: regulation of transcription by RNA polymerase II.
AAGAUGGCGGACUAAGCGACGUGGCUUCCCGGAGAAGUUUCACAUUUACGAUCUUAUAGAUUCAAAAAUAGCAUCAAAUACCUCAACUAUUCGCCUUCUCUUAAGCCCACGAAACGGACUUUGAUUGUGGAGCGAUGGCGUGUUAUCUGAAGUGAAGAUUGAAGACGUGAUAGAAGAUGGACGACUACUGCUAUGCUAAGAUGGCGACGUCCGCUAAAAGAGAACAUGAAAGAGAAUCAGCGCCACCAACGGAGAACAAUCUGAAAAGCGAAGAUGAAGACGUCCAGCAGCUGAUCAGUGAUCCAGAAGAAGUUUCCCCUCAGUUAGGGGGGAGCUCCACUUUGAAGCAGGAGACUCCACAACCACCCUGCAUUAAAAAUGAAGAGGAGGAACUCUGGAUCACUCAGGAGGAAGAGUGUCUUCUAGGACGAGAGGAAGCUGAUUACACCAAGUUUCCACUGAGUAUUAUCUCUGUGAAGACUGAAGAUGAUGAAGAGAAACCACAAGUAGACAACCUCUUAGCUCCACUAUCAGGUAGUGAGGCUAAAGACGAGGUUGAAGAACCUUUGAGCAGCGAUACAGACUGUGAAGGUGAUAUGAGGACUCACACUGACAACAAACACUCUGAAUGCUCUACAAAGAAGAGAGGUCAAACAUGUUUGAGCUGCUCAGUUUGUGGCAAAAGCUUUUCUGUUAAGAGGAGUUUGACUCAACACAUGAGAAGACACACAGGUGAAAAAACAUGUAUUUGUUCAGUUUGUGGCAAAAGCUUUUUUGGUAAGAGUAAUUUGACUCAGCACAUGAAAACACACACAGGUGAAAAACCAUUUAUGUGUUCAGUUUGUGGCAAAAGCUUUACUGUUAAGAGGAAUUUGACUGAACACAUGCGAACACACACAGGAGAAAAACCAUAUAGUUGUUCAGUUUGUGGCAAAAGCUUUUUUGGGAAAAAUAGUUUGACUCAACACACGAGAACACACACAGGAGAAAAACCAUUGAAGUGUUCAGUUUGUGGCAAAAGUUUUUCUCGAAAUAGCCAUUUGACGCAACACAUGAGAACACACACAGGUGAAAAAAAAUUUAACUGUUUAAUUUGUGGUAAAAAUUAUUCUGUUAAGAGGAAUUUGACUGAACACAUGGCAACACACACAGGAGAAAAAACGUGUAAUUGUUCAGUUUGUGGCAAAAGCUAUUCUACUAAGAGGAGUUUGACUGAACACAUGAGAACGCACACAGGAGAAAAACCAUUUAGUUGUUCAAUUUGUGGCAAGAGCUAUUCUUUUAGGAGCAAUUUGACUGAACACAAGAGAACACACACAGGUGAAAAACCAUUUAAGUGUUCAGUUUGUGGCAAAGACUUUUCUGUUAAGAGGAAUUUGACGGAACACAUGAGGGGACACACUGCACUAAGACCAUUUAAUUGUUCAGUUUGUGGUAAAAGCUUUCCUCAUAAGAGCUCCUUGUGUCGACACAUGAGAACACACGCUGGAGAAAAAACAUUUAGUUGUUCAGUGUGCUGUAAAAGGUUCCCACAUAAUGCCGACGUAGUAAAACACAUGAGAACACACAAGGGAAAAUAACCAUUUAGCUGUUUAGUUUGUGGUAUGUUGCUCAUAUGUGGUGACAUCCACCCUACCCAGGACCUCCUCACUGCUUCUUUCACAAAUAUCUGAGGUAUUCAUACAAACUUGGAUUAUUUGGAGCAUAAUCUUAUCUACUCAUGACCCCAUGUCUUCUCUGUAUCUGAAACCUUCCUGAACAGUAAGAUAGAUGAUGCUUCAAGUGCUUGGUUACUCUUUCUUCAGUCCAGGGACCUGGGGCCUCAUGUGUCAAGUUUGCGCACUCUCAAAAACCUGCACUACACCCUUUUUCACUGCAAAGUUGAGAUGUAUCAAGUUGACUUGAAAAUUCAUAGCGGUCAUUCGCACAAUUCUACAGGCUGUGGAUACUUAAGCGACAUGCAUAAGUGAUGCUGGGUAACUGUUUGCAUAACUAACUGCCAACUUUUACUCAUCAGACUGAUUGAUGUGCAAAUCAGAGACAUAUGAACAAUUAACACCCACAACCCAACCCCCACCUCCCUCGACAUUCGGCCAUAACAGGUUCAAGAGAUGAAGCGAGAUGAGUUUGUGAAGUGUAAAAUUCAGCUGUUGUUUUAAUGAAAGAAACUGUUGUUCAAAAUGUGUCCACUGGAUGUCACAAUAGCAAUUCUGUUAGGCAAGCAAAUAGUUUAUACCGGGGCGAACAAGUAUACCAAGCAAGAGGUACACGGUAAAGCGGGGCUGUGACUCCUCCCCCUCCACCCAACGUAAAACAGGAGUAAAAUAAGCAAUCAGUAACCCCACUUAAAAUGCAGCAUGAGACACUGCACACUGAUAUAGUUCUGUGAAAAUGAUUGUCUUCUGUGCAAAUGUAAAGAAAGUGAACAGUGUGUGAUUUACUGCAAUGCUGUCAGUCUUUUCACUUUUUAUUUGUGCUUUGUCGAAAUUGUUCACACAUUGCACUGCUUUUAUUUUUCUAUCAAUACACAUUAUGUCUAGAAGACAGGAAGUAACUCAACACUCUUGAAUAGUUUCUACCUCACUUUGUAUGGUUUGUUGGGUUAGCACAGGAUUAAUAUGUGGACAUGACAAAUGAGGUAGUUGAUACUUUAGAAUAGUUUUUAUUUUUCCUUUUUUGGUUUGUUGUUAAAUCCUAGAUGGGCUGUGACUCAUUGUGUUCUUCAAGGUGUUUUUGAAACUGCACAAUUUUUUCCCUCUAAAUGUUCAACUAACUUGAAGUGUUUUGUCAAGAGGAUUAUUUGUGAUAUGUACAUUUUCAGAAUGUGCUUGUUCUAUUUUGGGCUGAAGUAAAACAAAGAAAACCAUCCGAAGUUGUCGUCGUUGUAUUUUUAAGUUACACUAUUUUGCCAAAAGUAUUUAACCAUCCAUCCAAAUGAUCAGAAUCAGGUGUCUUAAUCACUUGGCCCGGCCACAGGUGUAUAAAAUCCAGUAGUGAAAUUUCCUCGCUCCUAAAUAUUCCAAAGUCAACUGUCGGCUUUAUUAUAAGAAAAUGGAAGCGUUUGGGAACAACAGCAACUCAGCCACGAAGUGGUAGGCCACGUAAACUAACAGGAGGGGUCAGCAGCUGCAGAAGCACAUACUGCAAAGAGGUCGCCGACUUUCUGCACUUUCUGCUCUGUAGCAACUUUCAGUUGCUACAGAGCUCCAAACUUCAUGCGACCUUCCAAUUAGCCCACGUGAAGUACGCAGAGAGCUUCAUGGAAAUGGUGUCCAUGGCCAAGCAUCUAAGGCCCCUUAUACACUAAGGUUAUCCAGGGUAAACCCCACCUAAC